AGUGAGGAUAACACAUGGGAGCCGCAAGACAACCUGGACUGCCCCGACCUCAUCGCCGAGUACAUGCAGAAACACAAGGAGAAGGAGGAGAAAAAGAAGGAGGGCAAGAGGAAAGUUGUCAGCGAGGCCUCGGGAGACUCCGAGGAGCGAGGGAGCAAGAGGAAGAAGGAGGAGGGUGAGAAGGCCCGAGGUUUUGGCAGAGGUCUGCAGCCGGAGAGGAUUAUUGGAGCGACAGACUCCAGCGGAGAGCUGAUGUUCCUCAUGAAGUGGAAGAACUCUGACGAGGCCGACCUGGUCCCAGCCAAGGAGGCCAACGUCAAAUGUCCCCAGGUGGUCAUCUCCUUCUAUGAGGAGCGCCUCACCUGGCAUUCCUACCCCACAGAGGAGGAGGAGAAGAAAGAGGAGGAGAAAAAAGACUAGAUGAGUGGAGGAGGUGGUGGUGGUGGUGGUGGAGGAGGUGCAAAGAGGAAAAGAAAGAAAGAAAGGAAGGAAGGUGCAGGGCGGGAAAUCAACUAUUUGUUGGUGAACUGUUUAUUGCCGGCAUUUGAUUCUGGCAGCCACUUUGGCAGCGUGAGUGGAGAAAAUCCAGAUCGUUGGGAUUGAACUGCCAAUGUAGUUGACAGAGGAAAGCUGUUUGUUUUCCUGCCCUGGAAGGUGACUGGAGUCCUUUCCUCAAAAGAUGUUCCCACCAGUAUCUUGACUGAAAAUGUAAUUUUUUUGUUUUAACAGGUAUGUUGAAACUUAGUGUCUCUCUCUUUUUUUUUAUGUUUUUCCCUCAUCAAGAACAUGUCACCUUAUGGGAAAUGGUGCCUUUCUUCUGCUAGUAUUCCUCCUUGGCGUCUCAAGCUGAAUAUUAAACUAAAUACAGUGAAAAAUGACUAUAAAAGUAUUUGUCCCCCACAUUUGGUGACAGGUGCCUGGUGUUGGAAACACAGGGUUACAACGGAAGCUGUCGAGCUACCUCUUUAACAUGUGAAGCGAGCUGAAUGUUUGGCCGUGGCUGGCAGGUGUCUCUCCUCCCAAUCACCAAUCCUGAUUGACCUAGGAGAGCAUACACUUCCCAUCAUGCUUUGCCAGGAUACAUUGGAGGGAACUUCUUUUGGAACGGAAUGAAGUGAGGCGGGGUAUUAUGGGGGAGGGAAAGAAUGAACAGAAACCAUUUGUCUGUUUCAGUAUCUGUUCUCUUUGUGCCACCUGAAUUCUCAUUAUUUUCUAUGUUCUUUUAAUUGAACUUUUGAAACGCCAAAUUACUGUACAUUUCCCUCGGACAUGGGCAGUUUUGACAGAAGAGUUGGAUCUACACAAAAAACGUUUUGUCCUUGCAUGUCCUACCAGCCAAUGUGGCAGCCAACCAGCCAGUGUUCAAAUGCCCCGAGCUUUAAAUUUGCUUCCUGGCCAAUUCUUGUAUUAAAACUAAUAACCAAAUCUGUAUUUUAUCCCUAUUAAUAUACUAGAUUGAUUAGUUGAGGUUUCAUGCUCAUUUGAUGGAGGUUCAGAGGCAAACCUGUAGCUUUUCUGUGAAUGUAGAACUGUCAAACUGCCGUAUUUCAUGUGACACAAUGAUUUUUGUGUGUGUAUAAAUCAGGACAUUGCACUCUCCUAAUGCAAGAUAGUCUUGGUGUUUUCUUGAAUACAUUCAGGAUAGCAGUUAAUCACAUGGCACAAGUAAGCAACUUAACAGCCAUUAUCACUUGUUGACUAGGCAGUACUUGUCUAGUGGGAAGCCGAACGGGGCCAGAAGCAAAAUGACAUGGAAUGAUGCUAUGUAAGUGCACAGACUCCUGUUCAUUUCCUCUCAGCUGGGGCUGUUUGACCACCAAACGUAUUUUAUCAAACUGGUUUUUAAUGGAACUAAGGCUGGUUGGAUACCUGCCGAUUUGGCUAGAAGAGUAAAACCACCAUCUGUCAGGUUGUAAUUGUCCACACUGAUGGCGACGAGCACACUGGAUGACAUCGGGGCGAGGAGUUGCCCGCUUGAAAAAGCUGAGAUUCCCUUUAACUUGUAGAUGAACGAGGGCAAAGCGUCAGGAUUCGACAGAAUGAUUCACACACAAACGCAUCGUACAACUAGACUGCUGUGCUUUAAAUCUGCAGUUUUCCACUUCCACGCACACGCUGACUGUGUGUUGAGCACACAGCUCAGGGGUGUGGAGCUUAGUUGGAGUGAAAGUCUGCAGGCUCUCGGCCUUUCUUUUAGGUUUCUUAUCCCUGAUGUAAACUUAACCAGAGCACCACUGUCCUGCUAAAGUAUAUUUUUUUAAUCCAUUGCUUCUGGAAAUCAGAUACAGGGUGAACUUGCUUUUAGGACGCCAAAUUUGCGAGAGUGGGUACCCAAUGGGGGCUUAAUAUAUUGAGUUGCCGUUGCAAGCUUUUCUGAUGGCUGAUCAUCACACAUGUUCUUCUGGGAAAUAAAGGCACCUCCUUCUUUUGAUACUGUUGUGCUCAGUGUCAGUGAUUCUCUCUCUUCCCCCCCCCCCCC
Messenger RNA from Etheostoma spectabile (orangethroat darter), 2479 nucleotides. RefSeq names its product chromobox protein homolog 1. Gene Ontology annotation, cellular component: nucleus. The annotation marks the transcript as partial. NCBI's taxonomy places the organism in Eukaryota, Metazoa, Chordata, Actinopteri, Perciformes, Percidae. The transcript has 3 exons. The record is from RefSeq and is a predicted model, not a curated record.